This is a messenger RNA of Aegilops tauschii subsp. strangulata, 729 nucleotides long. The record is from RefSeq and is a predicted model, not a curated record. NCBI's taxonomy places the organism in Eukaryota, Viridiplantae, Streptophyta, Magnoliopsida, Poales, Poaceae.
AUGCUACCCGCCGUCGCCUCUCAUCACCCUGCCGCCCUCGUCGCCGUCGGCCCGGUCGCUGCCCCGUCCUCGUCCUCCUCCUCGCUGGACUGCACGCCUUCCUCUUCGUCUCGUCGCUGCCAUCGCGUCUCGCCCGUCGUCCCGCUCCUCGUGGCCGUCGCCUCGCACGCCCGCUCCCGCUCCGUCUCGCCUCUGCCGUUGCUGCCGCUGGUCCAUCCCCGCUUCGCCUGGCUGCCCCGUGCGCGCCCCGGUCGCCCGCCGUUGCUCGCCUGCGCUGCCGGUCGCCUCCUAACGCCAGCGCCCGCACUCACCGCGGCCCCCGCACCGGCCCUCGCUCCGCGCGCCUCUGCCCUCGCGCUGCUCGCGCCCGCGACGCCCGGCCUCUGCCUCCACCGCCCCAUGUCCGGCGUCCGCCCCGGCCACGUGGCCCCAGAGCUCUGCUCCACUACGACCUCGCACCACCGCGCCUCCACCGCAUCCCUCGCAGGCACCCGCGCGGUCCCCACCGCUCGCGCCCGCAGCCGCCGUGCUCGGCGCCCUACUGCGCCGAUGGCCGCGCGCCGCCUUGCCGUCGUCGCGCUGCGUGCGUCGCCCCCACCGUCCGUCCUCGACACCGUUUCACCGUUCUGCUCCGGCUGCCGUCGAGGCCGGCGCCCCCCUGGUGGCCACGGGCCUGCACGCCCGGCGCCCGUAACCGCGCCCGGGUGCCCGAUGCCCGGUGCCCGUUAG